Dermacentor albipictus is the source of this 9599-nucleotide messenger RNA. Its product is annotated as trithorax group protein osa-like. Gene Ontology annotation, molecular function: nucleosome binding; DNA binding. Lineage: Eukaryota; Metazoa; Arthropoda; Arachnida; Ixodida; Ixodidae. Gene Ontology annotation, biological process: positive regulation of DNA-templated transcription; chromatin remodeling; regulation of transcription by RNA polymerase II. The record is from RefSeq and is a predicted model, not a curated record. Gene Ontology annotation, cellular component: SWI/SNF complex; brahma complex; nucleoplasm.
AUGCAGAUCGGCCAGUGCGAUUCAUGUGUGCGUGGAUUUCGCCGGUGCAAGGCUUUCCGACGUAUUGACCGAGGAGCGGCCGAUCGUUGCGUGGACGGUGGCGCCGCCUGCGUUUGGCCCGCAGCGGCGACGGGUCACACCGCUCUCCUCCUGAGUGACGCGUUUCCUGGCAUUACACCACAUUUAGGCUGACCAGCACCGUGUGGUAAAGUUGAUGCGCUCAUGACCGCGAUGCAAGAUAGCCCGUUUUGACGUGCUUGACGGCUGACCGCGCGCGAAAAUUUGGCCAGAAACGGCAAAGCAGAGAAAAAGUUCACAAAAAGAGCCACCGUCGGCAGUAUUCGCACAUGAGUCACUGCGCGGUGUUGUCGCGAGCACUCUCGUUCGUUAAUCGCCCAAUAGAGCUUUAUGGCGCUGGAAAAGUGAUCGUACGGGAGGAAAGGCAUUUAUUAGAGCCUUGGCAGCGUUUUUUCCAGCCUGAAAUGCUUUUUAUACCGAGCUAGCGAGCGAAAAUACCGGACCGCAGCGCCCCCCGCGAGGCGCUCCUUCCGCGGCCGCGGUUAAUUGCAAAAAAGUAGUCCCACGCGUCGAAAAUUUAUGUCGGUUGCGGGUCGAUGCGCGGUGGUGUGUGCCAGUCGGACCAACUAUUUGAAGUGGAUUAUUGGAUCAAGUGGACAUCGACGGUGAUCGGUGACCCUGUGUGGACGAGACAAGCGUGCGGAGGGAUUCCGUUAUCCUUACUUUCCUUCUCACAGAUGUUCCCGCUUUCGAAGUGGCCAGAAUAAUAGUGUGCGUGCGGUUGAUAAGGCCAUGCCCGUGUAAGCAUCGUUUUGCGGCUUUCCAGGCCAACACACGUGGUGACUGUGGGCAUCAUCGGGGUCCGAGAUGCGCGGCGGACCUCCGGGAAGCCGGAUUACGUGCGCCGCGUGAGGAUGCGACCGUUCAGGGUGUGGGCUUAGUGGCAGUAUGGCAGCGCCAGCGCAGAGCCUGCUGAAUUGUGAACAAAAAACGGCAGACAGCGCGGAGCUGCCUCCUCCCGGAUCCGGCGGAGGACUCAAGAAUGGUGCUUCGGGCGAAGAGCUCAGCGCGGACGAAAUUCCGGCCGGUGUGAUGGUGAACAACCGAGUGAAAUCUCCGAGCAACGCCAGCGGACACAUCGGCCGAGAACUGACAAUGGAUAACUUCCAAGAUGGAGGUACCCACCAGCUGAAUGCUAGGCCUAGCGCUGUCGCCGGCGAUCCGGCCGCUUUUUCCGAUCGACAGCGAAUCGGUUCCGACUUCCGAACCUACAAUCCGAACAUGCGGGAUUCGUUGAUGGUAGGUGAGGACUUCCGGAACUCUCCGGAUAGCAUGAACCACGUUCCGGUGCCUGGUUACGGUACGGGGUAUGCGGAUCGGGGAGGCUACAUGGCGAGCCAACAUGGCGGCCCCAAUCUACCUGGGAACGCCAACGACCCUGCUCAGAGCAAGCUUUACCAGCAUUACAACCAGCAACACAUGAGGCCGGGAUAUCCGCAAGGCCCGCGGGCCGCUAUCGGGCCCAUGGGGGGACCGCAGCGGCCUGGCGCGGCCACCAUGAUGCCCUGCUAUCCGCCGAGCGCCAACGGCGGCGCGCCGCCGCCGCAGCGUUUCCUCACAGGACCGAGCCUGAGCCAGCAGGGUGGACCCACGCCCACGCUCAAUCAGCUGCUGCAGUCCCCGAACCCACUGCACCGCUACCAGAACAGCUACGGCGAGUACAACUCCAUGCACAAGGGCAUGGCGGACGUGGGACAGCAGUACUCGCCGUGGGCCGCCUCGCGUGGCUCUUACCCGCAGCAGAUCUCCGCGCCCAUGUACAGGCCGCCGGUCGGCGGCAGCAUGCACGAUCCUGGCGGUGGUGGCGGUGCAGUGCCUGCGAGUGGCGGUGCUGGUGCCAGCGGGGCCGCGAGCGCCGGUGGUCCGGCAGCCAAGCGGCCCUACAUGGGGCCGGCCCAGUAUACGCAGUACCAGCAGAGGCAGCCCUACCCGGGUCAGCCAAGGCCGCCUAGCCAGGGCUAUCCGCAGCAGCAGAUGCUACCUUACCCAACCGGUCCCCAGCCACCACCUGGGCAAGUGGGUGGCUCCCACCCACCCUCCCCUGCGCCAUCGCCUCACCAGCAGGAGAGGCCCACACCGCCGCCGCCGCAAGCCCAGGGUUCGGCGUCACCAUCUCGGGGUGGCGGCCCUGAUGGUCCUCCAUCUCGGCAGGGCACGCCGAACUCUCACCCGUCGGCUUAUGGAGGCUACCCACAGCCCGGGCCCCCGUCCUCGUCCUCCUCUUCGGCUGUGCCCACGUCAGCCGCACCGUCGUCGUCAUCUCUGUCUUCUUCUGUAUCAGUGGCCCCUACGUCUUCGUCAUCCUCGUCUUCUUCCAUGUCUUCAUCAGGUGCACCAGGACUUUCAGUGUCGCAGCAGCAGCAGCAGCAACAACAACAGCAGCAGCAACAACAGCAGCAACAGCAGCAGCAGCAGCAGCAACAGCAGCAGCAACAACAGCAGCAACAUCAACAGCAUCAGCAACAUCAGCAGCAGCAGCAGCAACAUCAACAGCAGCAGCAACAUCAACAGCAGCAGCAGCAACAACAGCAGCAGCAGCAGCAGCAACAUCAUCAGCAGCAACAUCAGUCGGAGCUGAGCGGUGGCGCCUCCGAGGACGAGCACGCCGGGGGCGCCCGCAGCCCCGCGGCGGGCCCGGGUCCCUUGCGGGGCGCCGCGGGCACGCCACCCGCCCCCCAGCAGUCGCCGCUGCGGCCGACGCCCUCGCCGGGGGCGGCACCACCCGGAGGGGGAGGGGGACCUCCGCCCCCGGGCUCGUCGGCGCGCUCCAUGUCGCCCGCCAUCGGUUCACAGUCAAACAUUCCUGUGCCUCCUCGACCCUCAUCAAGUCAUUCUGAGAGCAGUGCGCCAAAUCAUCUUUCUCAACCACAGCUGCCUCAGCAAGGGUACAACCAACAGAUGCAGGCAUCGUCAAUGUAUGCAGCCAAGAUGCAUCAAGGAAUCAUGUCAUCAUCUUAUCCCGGUCCCCACUAUCCUCAAAGCAGCUACCCUAGGCAACAAGGAGCCCUGGGCGCCAUGCCAGGCUACGGGCCCCCACAGGGUCCCGGCGGCUACCCAGCCGGGCGGAUGGGCUCACAGGGUGGCUACCCGUACGGCAACUCGCAGUACGGCGGCUACGGAGGUGCCAACAGCCUGAUGCCCCCACCACCAGGACCCCAGUACCCGAAGGCGGCGGGUGCAGCCUCUUCAAUGGGGGCAGUGCCCCCGCAGGCGCCCGGCGGGCCCACGCGCCCCAUGUACCUGCGCCAGCACCUUCAGCAGAAGAUGUACGGCUACAGCAGUCCCAUGACACCCCCCGGUGGGGAGGGGGCCUCCCCUUCCCCUUCGGAAGGUGGCCCUCCUCCUCCAGGUGGAGGUCCCAUGCCACCGGGUGCCUGCUAUUCGCAAUGUCCACCAGCACCCAUGAGUGGGCCGGCCUCACUGUUGUCGCAGCAGGGAGGUGUUGGAGGCAGCCCUCCCGUAACAGGUCCAGGUCAGGACGGAGGUGGUGGCGGCGGGGGGCGACCCCAACUUGCACCGCCACCUACGGUGCUGGAUGAGGGGAGCCAGGCAUCCAAUGCGUCCGCCUCGUCAUCACUUCCCGAGGAGCACCUGGGGCCGGGUGACAAGGGGGGCAGCAGCAAGCAGCCGCCCAUGUCGCACCCGCCUACGCCCAACACCCUUCCCUCUCCUGGCGGUGCCUCCAUGUCCUCCUUCCACGACGAGUUCGAGAGCGUCUCGAGCCCAAGCUGGCCACGGACACCAGCGAGCCCUGUUGUGAAUAGCCAAGUAUACGAGCAUCAUAUGAUAAAGCGGCCAGAUGGCCUCCUGAAACUGUACGACAUGUCGGAAGACCCCGAGCGAAGGGCCUUCCUGGACAAGCUGAUAGUGUACAACGACGAGCGUGGUACUCCCAUCACCCAGUGCCCAACCAUCAGCAAACAGCCCCUGGACUUGUUUCGCCUCUACCUCAUCGUCAAGGAUCGAGGUGGCUUCGUGGAAGUAACGAAGGCAAAGCAUUGGAAGGAUGUGGCUGGUGUGCUGGGCAUCGGGGCCUCCUCUAGUGCUGCGUACACCCUGCGUAAGCAGUACAUCAAGCAUCUGCUGCCGUUUGAGUGCAAGUUUGACCGAGGGGGCAUCGACCCUCAGCCCAUCAUCAGCCAGCUGGAGUCGGCCUCCCGAAAGAAGGCCAAGGGAACCAUGUCGCCUUCGGGUGCGAGUCAAGAUUAUGGGCCACCCGCCCAGACGAUGGAGAGCUACCCGAGCAGUGGAGGCUACCACCCAGGGGCACCCUACCCCCCAAGUGGUCCCCCCAGCAUGAUGGGGGCUUCCGAGUACCCGUGUCCGCCUGGCUACCCACCUUCAAACCAUGUGGGUGGUGGCUGUGAGCCGGACGGCUACCCUCCUUCCGAGGAAGGGCCCUACCCUGGGGAGGGGUACCCUCCUCCACAUGGCUACCCUCAGGCGCCCCCCUACGCGGCAGCCAGCCAGGCCAGCCUAAGUGGGGGCUCCUGCGGCUAUGCAGGGCCUGGUGGUGAUCAGUAUGGGCCUGCUGCCCCUGAAGGCUACCCCCAUGAGGGGGGCUACAAUGGCAGGGACCCCUACAGCAGCAGCGGCUAUCCCAUGCGGCCGCAGUCAGGGGCACCACCCUACCCACCCCAGUACCAGGGAAGCCACUACGACAGGGAAAGGUACGAGCAGCAGCAGCAACAGCAAGCACAGCAGCAGCAGCAGCAACAGCAGCAACAGCCACAGCAGCAGCCGCAGCAGCAACAGGGGGCGUCUGGGGGUGCCCCACCAUCGUCCCAACCGGGUGCGACGGCAGCGCCCCCACGGCCCCAGCCACCCCAGUCAUCCCAGAUGGGCGCGGGACCUCCGAGUGCCACGGAGCCUCUGUACCAGUACGGCUCCUCCGCAGCAGCCACAGGUCCCACCCCCCCAUCACAGGCAGUAGCAGCAGCGGCAGCAGCAGGCAGCUACCAGAGCAGGCCCUACCCACCUGGCCCACCAACCACGCCGGGCCAGGCACCACCUUACUCCACACCACCGACCCAGGGGGUUGCCCCGCCACCACCUCCCCAGGGGAGCACCCCAGAGCCCUACCCUCCAACCAGGGUCCCCCCAGAACAGGCCUACCAGAUGGCCCGAGGUCCAACCCCUUUACCCCCAAGAUCAAUACCCAAGGCUCCUCCUGCACCCCCUCAUCCUCCUCCUCCACAAAUGUACCCUGGAGGUGGGCAGCAAGUGUACCCGGGGGCCGUCACGCCUCCGCAGGGUCAAGGGGGGCAGCCACCACCUACGGCGAGCAAACCUGGGCCAUACCCGCAGCAGUCUUCCGUGCAGCGCGAUGCCCCUUACCCCAAGCGUCAUCCGGACUUCAUGAAGCCCCAGGAGCCUUAUCCGCCCCCACCACCGCACAUGGGUGCCGGGCCCCCCUACGUGCCAACCCAGCAGGCACAACCACCGGCCACGCAGCAGUACCCAGACCGCAGCCAGUACCCUUACCGGCCGCCUCACAUGAUGACGCCACCUCCUUCCUCUAUGCCACAGCAAGGCUGGGGACGUGGAGCAGCUGAGAGCCAAUACCGCGGUUACCCAAGCAACGCUUACCCCCCCCACUCGGGGGCCCCCCCUGAGCGAUGGGAGGGGCCCCGAAUCGGAGAUGGAGCGCCCCCUACGGGGGCAUGGGGAAUGUCAAGGGGAGCACCGCCAGCACAGGGGGAGCCCUACCCACCACAGGGUCCCAUGAUAGGCACAGGGGGUCCCCAGGUGAAUGCCAUGGGCCACCACAAAAUGGCUGCUGCCUACGCUAGGGACCGAGCGUACCCGCCUGCCGGAAAGAUGCCGCCGGGUGGCCCCUAUGGGUCAGCACCGCCCUCCCGCAAGGAGGUGGUGUUUCCGCCGGACAGUGUGGAGGCGGUAAUGCCCGUUGCGACCAAGCGCCGGCGGCUCUACGCCAAGGAUGUGAGCCCCCUGGAGGCGUGGCGCCUCAUGAUGUGCCUCAAGUCCGGCCUGCUGGCAGAGAGCACCUGGGCCCUGGACGUGCUGUCCGUGCUGCUGUAUGACGACUCGACCGUGCUCUACUUUGGCCUGUCCCACCUGCCGGGCCUCCUGGAGACACUAAUGGAGCACUUCCGUCGGUGCCUGUCACUGGUCUUCAGCACCUGUGAUGACCUGGAGCUGGGCUACGAGUCCAAGGCCGAGAAGGAGGAGGUGUCCGAGCCAGAGCGGCCUUGGUACCUGCUCGACAGAGAUGCCCCGGUGAAAGACCCACUCGAAGGCCUUAUUGUACCCACCCAGAUUGACAUCUGCGACCGCAUGUCUGUGUUGACGGGGCCCAGUUUCACUUGGCGGACACGGUGUGGCAAGGCAGUGCGUACCCGUCCCGAUGACGAUGGUUCACUACAUGUUGUCGACGGGGAGAAGCGCUGGGAUGUGCACGAGGGCUUCACUGCCUCACCCGAGCACUGGCAGUUAGGGGGCGGCGAGAUUACAGCACACAUCCAGACGUGCUUUGAGAGUGACACGAACAAUGUGCGUUUUGUGCGGCUGUUGACACCAUCAAAGAAGAACGUCGAACGCAAGGUCAAUACUUCACCACAGAAGUUGGUAGCAGCAACAACAACAACAACAAAUCAGGACGAGCCCCGCUCCAAGCUGUCGGAGCUCCUAGCCAAGCAGAAGGCAGCCAACUGCAAGCGAGAUCCUGUGGUGCUGAUCGAGGACAUCCGAGCGAAGAUAAAAUUGGAAGCUGGCAGGGUGGACCAUAUCAAGCAGGAGGUGAAGGAAGAACGGCAUUCGAAUGACAGGAAGCGAGAGGAGGAGAAGGAAGAGGCUUCCAAGAAUGUAGAGCACAACAAACCAGAGGCAGAAGUGGUCCAGGAGAGCGAGACAAAACCAGAGGAGGCGACGACGACACCCGAGGCUGUUGAGAGUGAGAAGGAAGAGGAGGUGGUGCUCAGUAAAGAGGGUGAUAGUGAGUGUCGGACCGAGGAGAAGGUGUUUCCACGGCUUCGGGAUGAGCGACCGCGAAAACGGCCUCUUCCGGAAUCUUUGGAGGAGGAAGCAUACUGUCGUGACGAACCUUCACUGUGUGUGGUGUCUGAGGCCCGGGAGGCCUUAGGGCGCCGAUGUGUGUGUAUCUCGACGCUAUUGCGCAACCUGUCAUUUGUGCCCGGCAAUGACGCCGAGAUGUCCAAACAUGCGGGUCUUUUGGUGGUGCUGGGGCGUCUCUUGCUACUACGACACUGGCAUGCCCCCCGGCGGGGUGCACCACGCCACUUUGACCAGGAGGAGAAUGCCCUGGAUGACCACUGCAGUUCGCUGCUAGCGGAGCGCGAGUGGUGGUGGGACUGGUUGCAGGCACUGCGCGAGAACACCCUCGUGUGCCUGGCCAACAUGGCAGGACAGCUGACGCUUGCGCCCUUUCCCGAGGAGAUAUCAUUGCCCUUGCUGGAUGGGCUACUCCACUGGGCGACGUGCGGAUCGGCCUGUGCACGGGACCCACUGCCUCAGAGUACCCUCAGCCCCCAGCGACUCGCCCUGGAAGCCCUGUGCAAGCUGUCGGUGCAGGAGUCCAACGUAGACCUGCUUCUUGCCACGCCCCCUUGGAGCCGGACUGAGGCUCUCCUCGGACAGCUGGCCCGAUGGCUGGGCCGUGGACAGGACCAGGUGCUUCGCGAGCUAGCUUUGGUGCUGCUUUCGAACGUGGCGCCAGCAGGAAGCGGUGCAGCGCGUGCGGUGGCACUACAGGGACCGUGCCUCGCCCACCUGUUGGCCUUUGUCGAACAGGCUGAGCAGAGUGCCCUGCAGGUGGCCAACGCGCAGGGAGUGGCAGCGCUACGUGACAACCCCGAGCUGAUGGGCACCACCCUGGACAUGGUGCGGCGCGCAGCUGCGACCCUGCGCUGCCUUGCCAGGGUGCCCGACAACCGGCCCCUCUUCUUGCAGCUGCAGCCACGCCUUCUCGCCCUGGUCAUGUCCCAGAUCCUGGACCAGGGUGUUGCGGCCAUCCUGGCUGACGUGCUCUUUGAGUGCUCACAGCAGGUGCCGCCCUCCUCCUCGUCCCAGUCGGCAGCGGUCCCCUCCUAGGAUAGUGUGACCACCCCUCUAUCUUUCUCCCCACCCCAACCACCCGCUAUUUAUUAUUGUUUCGACGACCCCCCGCUGUAGAUAGGCCCCCACUGGGUUGAUGACGACCCUCCUUCCCCUGCUCUAGCUCGUGGACUGUUGUGGGCCAGAGGGGAGCAACCCGUUCUCCCGUCGUGGUGAUAAACUUGUACAGACAUGCUGCUCUCUCGCCCACCCUCCUUGCUGCCGGCCUGGCGCGCACACACACCUCCUCUCCCUAGGGGACGGGGGCAGCCGCUCAUUUCAAGAAGAAACAAGGGGGUGGUGGCGGUGACAGGCGGCCCCCCUUGGCCCGGGACGGACAGACGUACAAACGGACUGGCUCGUGUCGAUCUGAUGAUUAUGUGUGUGUGUAGGGUCUCUUUCUUUUAUUUUUUUUUUGCGAGUGCAGCAAGCAACAUCAUCCUGUUUUUUUUUCUUGUUUUUUUUUUCCUCGUCAUUUGAUAUGGUAUGAAGUGCGUGUGUGUAAGUGUGUGUGCGUGUGUGCCGAGCUUUAUACCUUGUACAUGUCUGACAAAAUGAGUGAGCUGCAAAUAAAUGUACAGGUGAGAAUUCUCUUUUCCCCCCUUGAAGAAAACUGAUCCCUCGGGGUUCAUGGCACUUGUUCUGAAGAGAAAAAAAGGCGGCUGUGUAAUUUUUUUAAAAAAGCAGUUUUCUUUUGCGGUAGAGGUUGGUGCUUGGCAUUUGAACAGUACUUUUUGUUUUACUUUAUUUUAGGUAACUCUGUCGCCCGGUAAAUAAAUUCCUACUGUUUACUUGCAACGUGUUGUAUUUACUAGUCAAAUGAAUCAUUGCCACAAAGCUAGUAAUGAUAAUUGUUUUCUUUCUUUUUUUUCUUUCCUUUAUUUUAUUACUUUUUUUUUUUGAACGACGUGGGGGAGGGGACUUCUUGACUUGUUUUAGGGCUCCUCCUGUGCUUAAAUUUUUGCUCUCUAGGAGAGUCUGCCAUAGUUCUUGCAUUUGGAGGUUGCAGCAGGGGCAGUGUUGUUAUCAAAUGGACUUCUUCGAAUUUUUUUUUUUUAAUUCUUCAUUCUGCUUUCCAGCAGCCAUUGUUGUUGCCCCUUGUCAUGCGUCAAUUUUUUUUUUUCUCCAUGUUCGCUCGCUCUCGUCUCCAUUCAUUCCUAGAGUGCCGCACACGGUGGCAAGAACAAAAGCACAAUGGUACUUACGCCAAAAAUCCAAAGUGAGGAUGGCCACAGGACUUUUGACUUUUUUUUUUUUCCUUAAGAUUCUUCUGUGAGACGCGAGAACUGGGAGGGGGCUGAAAGGACAGCUUUGUCUGCAAUGCGGAGUUUUUGUACUUCUGUGUCCAGAGUAUUCCAGGGCUUGGUCAAGUUUUUCUUUAUUGUGGGGAUGAAGUUGUACAAAAUGUAUGGAAAACUUGUAAAAUAAAAAAUGACUUCAAAAAUGUG